Oncorhynchus mykiss (rainbow trout) is the source of this 3285-nucleotide messenger RNA. Lineage: Eukaryota; Metazoa; Chordata; Actinopteri; Salmoniformes; Salmonidae. The record is from RefSeq and is a predicted model, not a curated record.
AGGAGCCGCUGUAAUGGGUCACAUGGUAGUAUAGCAGUUUGAGUCGAGAGCUCUAAUCGAAACAGUCAUCCAACGAAUCUCUCUGGCAGAGGAUAACUUUCUACUCCUUGCUAUCGUUUCCGUCAAGAAAAUACAUAUUUUGUAUGCUAUAGACUUAGGCUUUGUAUACAUAGACUUAGGCCUAUCUUUAGCCUACGGAAGGAAAAAAAACAUCUGACUGAGAUUUUUGGAGCGCUCUACGGAAAGAAAAAGAUACGGAAUUCCGAACGUUCGAGUCAUUCUGAAGCGAAGAAAAUUGGCUACAAUCUUUGGUUUGAUUCCGGGCUUUAAAAAAAAACGAAUACAUUUGAAUUUAUGUGAUUAGUCUGGUUGGCAACAGCUGUUGCGCUAUAGAUGUAAUCUGCGGAACUAGUAGGCCUAAAUGCGUUUGCCGACUAUUUUCUGAACGCUUCAAUUCAUUGAUCAUAGUAUCAACUAGCGACCGAAAAAGUUGCUAAAAACAAGCUAACACGUCAUCAGACUUCAGGUUGCUAGAAGGGGAUUUCAUUCAGAGGACAUGGAAUCUACAAAAGCAGGGGGUGUAAUAGCCUACAUCAGCUCCUCUAGCCCUGAGUCAUGUCAUAGUGACUCAAAUGACUGCAGCUAUAACUCCUCCCACAGCUGUCGCCAGGACAACGUGGUGAACAAGCCCCUAAACAUGGCAGGCCUCACCCUCCCGCUGGCCCACACUAUCGCAAAGACCGGACGCUCGGCCUCCACUGCAAAAUGCGACAUUACUAAAAUCAACGGCCUGGUGCUGUUGUGUAAGGUGUGCGGAGACAUUGCAUCUGGAUUCCACUAUGGGGUUCAUGCCUGUGAGGGCUGCAAGGGUUUCUUCCGUCGGAGCAUCCAGCAGAACAUCCAGCAGAACAUCCAGCAGAACAUCCAGUAUAAGAAAUGCCUGAAGAACGAGAGCUGUGCCAUCAUGAGGAUCAACAGGAACCGCUGCCAGCAGUGUCGCUUCAAGAAGUGUCUGCUUGUUGGCAUGUCCAAGGACUCUGUGCGUUUCGGCCGCAUCCCAAAGCGUGAGAAGCAGCGCAUGCUGCUAGAGAUGCAGAGUGCCGUGAACAACAUGAUGAACAACAGCCAGCUACACAGCCAGUUCCACUGCAACACACCCUUCCCCCUGGCCAAUCAGCUUCAGUCGCCAGCCUGCCCCGUGGAGCCCCGCCCCCAAUAUGUUGAUUCUGGCCUAGGCUCCGUCCCCUCCUCCACCUCUCCCGCUGCUUCCCCCAGGUCCAACCAAUCUGAGGAGACCAGCUCCGACCGCGAGCCUGCGGUCACCAAGAAUAAAAUCCCCAGCCCUAACUCUGUGUCGCCAUCGAGUGCUUCAGACUGCGGGUCAAAGGAGGUGAUUGGCUCGGUGACCCGGGCCCACCAGGAGACCUUCAUUUACAACCAGGAGCAAGGUAGCCCUUCCCCCCAGUCCCAGGCCUACGCCCAGCUGACCUCCCCGGGGGCGGAGCAACAUGUCAGUGACACUGGAAAGAGGAUAGACGAGAGGAACCGGAACCAACAGGAGGCCGGGAACCAGCAGAUUAAGAACCAGAACCACCAAAAUGACCUGGCCUCAUUCACAGCCGCUCAGGCCCAUUACCAGGCUCAGGAGAGGCCCACCAACACUGGGCCUCAGGGUACUGACAGCCACCAUCGCCAGGAGGACCACACCACCAGCCUUAGCGAGAACUCCUGCCCCUACAGCAGGGACAGACUGCCCACCUGCUCCCCUAGUGGCCACUGCCCAUCCUACGCCCAACAUGGCCUGAGAGGAGGCAACAACAGCACUAGCCAGGCCACCUCCAAUUCCCAUGGAGGAUUCAGUGGACUACUGUGGAACAGGGGCAACAGGAUGCAUCUGCUGUGUCCCAUGAACACGUCUCCCCAUGUGAACCCCCAUAAUUUAGGCCAUGGGAUCUGGGAGGAGUUCAGCCACAGUUUCACCCCAGCUGUCAGGGAGGUGGUGGAAUUUGCCAAGCGGAUCCCAGGCUUCAGAGACCUCUCCCAACAUGACCAGGUCAGCCUGCUCAAGGCUGGUACCUUUGAGGUGCUAGUGGUUCGCUUUGCGUCCCUGUUUGACGUGAAAGACCGCACAGUGACGUUUCUGGGUGGUAACAAGUACAGCGUGGAGACGUUACAAGCCAUGGGCGCCGGCGACUUCCUGACCUCCAUGAUGGACUUCAGCGACAAGCUGAUGGGGCUCGGCCUCAGCGAGGAGGAAAUGAGCCUGUUCACCGCUGUUGUCCUCAUCUCUGCCGAUCGCUCAGGGAUUGAGAACGUAAACUCUGUGGAGGCUCUUCAGGAGACUCUGAUCCGGCACCUGAGGGGCCUUAUCACUAAGAACCACCCUAACGAGUCGGCCAUAUUCACCAAGCUGCUCCUCAGACUGCCCGACCUCCGCUCCCUCAAUAACAUGCACUCUGAGCAGCUGCUGGCCUUCAAGGUCCAUCCCUAGACCAGAACUAAGGUCAGAACCUGCAGUGUAUUCAUUAGGCACCAAAUGGAAGAACAUUUACUGAAAUGGGGAGGUACUACCUGAACUUGUCCAAUAAGAAAUGCUUGUCGUUGUCGUCGUCCCACCCCCCAUUGCAAAACCUUUUGCUAAGGUGUACCCUAAUGAAUAUGACCAUGGACACUGAGCCUGAGGACCACAAAGCCCAUUUAUCCACCCACCCUGACACACCUCGACCAGCUAUCCCAAUGAUCUAUGAACCCUGACCUCCCAAGACAAGCCUCUUAUUCUGCCACUCACUUCACGUGAUCUUUUCCUUCACAAACAAGUUGAACUAGUGGGCAAAUGUGUCACGGUUACAGGGGAGGGAGGCUUAAGACUUAAAAGUUAUCGUACUGUGAGGCUAAAAGGCCUUUAUUGUUGAAGUAAUAACCAUGAACGUAAACGUUCAGACGCAAGCAGAAGAUGGAUGUGUAAUGUUUCUUUGUCUCGUUUCUGUGUGUGCAGGACAAGUUUGCGACUGUACAACUCUUCUUAGAGAAUAACCUUUCAUUAACAUUGUGUAAUGUGCAUUUUUGCAUAAUUUGUGCAAUAUGAUAUGUGACUGACUAUUUAGACUUUUUGUUUAGCUUUUCUACAGCAGGCUCCCUAACCCUGUUCCCGAAGAGCUAACCUCCUGUAGGUUUUUAUUAAUUUAACCUUUAUUUAACUAGGCGAGCCAGUUAAGAACAAAUUCUUAUUUACAAUGACGGCCUACACCGGCCAAACCCGGACGACGCUGGGCCAAUUGUGCGCUG